AUGACAAGUGGCACAAACUCUUCAGGAUCUUGCUUGUCCUCAAAAAAAAAUUCUAAAAUAGAUAACAACUACUUGAAGGAACUGAAUGAAGACUUAAAGUUAAGAAAGCAGGAACUUCUAGAGAUACUGAAACCUCUAGAAGAUAAGAACACUCUCUUAUUCCAGAAGCUAAUGACUAACUUGGAGGAAAAGCAAAGAAGUCUGCAGAUCAUGAGGCAGAUCAUGGAAGGGAGGGGAUAUGAUGAAUCUUCAGUCAUGGCGCUGAUUAAGGAAGCAGAGGAGAUGAAACAGAACCUGGAAAAGAAAAACAAGAUGCUUCGGAAGGAAAUGGAGUUGCUGUGGAACAAGACAUUUGAGUCAGAAGAGCUCCAUGAUCAACAGACAACGUUCCUGACGAAGCCCAAGGCAGAGGUGAAAGAUGGAAAGGUGAGGUCUGGAAUCCCCAUAUCACUUAGGAAGGCCAGGGGUGAACUAGAGAUAUCAGAAGCAGAAAAAGUGGAGGGGAUAAGGAGGGAAAAGCAACAGAAGAAAAUAAAAUGGGUCAAAUAUGAGGAACAACCUAACAUCCUUCAGAAUGGCUCUCAUGGCAAAGUAAUUGAGCUGAGAAUUGAAGCCUUAAGGAACUAUCAGAAGGUCAAUGACUUAAAAUUAUCACUGUACCUACAGCACAAUUUUGAGCCAAAGCAAGGAGCUUUGGAUCUUCCAAGGCCUCAUAGUAAAAUGGGUACAACUAUAGAAAGAGCAACAACCAACAGAAAUGAGCCCAACAUGAGAAUCCCAGGAUCAAAGAACUAUACAGAACAACAAGAAAGAACAAGAGAAAGUCAGUCUGAUGAUGCAGGAGAGAGGCUCUUUUUUUCUGAGGUCAAUGCCAGAUGA
Arvicola amphibius (Eurasian water vole) is the source of this 879-nucleotide messenger RNA. It is a transcript of the gene Ccdc196, whose product is annotated as coiled-coil domain containing 196. The coding region runs from base 1 to 879 and encodes 292 amino acids. The transcript has 10 exons. Lineage: Eukaryota; Metazoa; Chordata; Mammalia; Rodentia; Cricetidae. The record is from RefSeq and is a predicted model, not a curated record.